AUGGCCCCGAACGCAACUGUGGAAGCAACCGGCGUGCUGAACGAGCUUGACGCCGAAACGAUCGACGGAGGUUUGGCGAAGGAUGUGACACCGCUAAAGCGUGCGGAAAAGCGCAAGAUAAAGCUGGUUUGGAGGAAUGUAAUUGCAUUUGGUUACCUUCAUCUGGCCGCCGUUUACGGCGCCUUCCUUAUGCUGACUUCGGCCCGUCUCUAUACCAUCGCAUUCGCAUUUGUCCUGUAUGUCGUAUCUGGACUGGGGAUUACGGCGGGAGCGCACCGACUGUGGGCACAUCGAUCAUACAAGGCGAAGCUACCCCUGCGUAUCAUACUGGCCGUGUUUAACACGAUCGCGUUCCAGGACUGUGCGCUGCACUGGGCCCGUGAUCAUCGGGUACACCACAAAUACUCCGAAACCGAUGCCGAUCCGCACAACGCAACUCGUGGAUUCUUCUUUUCGCACAUCGGUUGGCUGCUGUGUCGCAAGCACCCGGAAGUCAUCGCCAAGGGCAAACAGUUGGACAUUGCGGACUUGGAAAGUGACCCCGUGCUGCGUUUCCAACGCAAACAUUACAUGAUUCUUAUGCCGCUGCUCUGUUUUGUUCUGCCCACGAUUGCUCCGGUGUACUUCUGGAACGAAACCUGGACCAAUGCGUGGUUCGUUGCCACGCUGUUCCGCUGGACAUUCAUUCUGAACGUGACCUGGCUGGUGAACAGUGCUGCCCAUAAGUGGGGCGAUAAGCCGUACGAUAAGUCUAUCUCACCCUCGGAGAAUCGCACAGUGGCUUCGUUCGCGUUUGGCGAAGGAUGGCAUAACUAUCAUCACGUGUUCCCGUGGGAUUACAAGACGGCCGAGCUGGGCAACUACCGAAUGAACCUGACGACGGCAUUCAUCGAUUUCUUCGCCAAGAUUGGUUGGGCGUACGAUCUGAAGACGGUCUCGCAGGAAAUUGUGGAGAAGCGCGUCAAGCGCACCGGAGACGGUACCCACACGACCUGGGGCUGGGGCGACAAGGAUCAGGAUCAGUACGAGGUGAAACAUGCAACCAUCAUCAACCAGAAGGAGGAUUAA
Molecule: messenger RNA, 1068 nt
Organism: Anopheles marshallii
Lineage: Eukaryota; Metazoa; Arthropoda; Insecta; Diptera; Culicidae
Product: acyl-CoA Delta-9 desaturase
Exons: 4
Coding region: 1-1068 (355 amino acids)
Biological process (GO): unsaturated fatty acid biosynthetic process
Cellular component (GO): endoplasmic reticulum membrane
Molecular function (GO): stearoyl-CoA 9-desaturase activity; iron ion binding
Source: RefSeq, a predicted model, not a curated record